Asterias rubens (European starfish) is the source of this 5595-nucleotide messenger RNA. Its product is annotated as O-acyltransferase WSD-like. Gene Ontology annotation, molecular function: long-chain-alcohol O-fatty-acyltransferase activity; diacylglycerol O-acyltransferase activity. Gene Ontology annotation, cellular component: plasma membrane. The record is from RefSeq and is a predicted model, not a curated record. The transcript is spliced from 5 exons. Lineage: Eukaryota; Metazoa; Echinodermata; Asteroidea; Forcipulatida; Asteriidae. The coding region runs from base 127 to 2334 and encodes 735 amino acids. Gene Ontology annotation, biological process: triglyceride biosynthetic process.
AGAUCGAAGUCCUAGCGUACUAUGGUGAUGUCAACAAUUCCAGCCAUCGUGGUCAGAUCUACCAGCAGAGUUCGGUCAAGAAUGGACUUCAUUCUCAUGGCCAUAUCGUCACAUCUUUGAGGCAUCAUGAGUAGUCAGGCUCCCAAUGUUGAACCUUCGUCACCUUGGGCGGAGAGACGACUGUCGCAAAUCGCAUGCGAAGCAGGAACGAAGAAACAGUCCCCCUGCAACACUGGCUCCAAAUCCAACCGCUCCAUUCCAAGUCCAAAGAUCGGUAGCGUCGAAUCACUGCAUGUAACCAUUGACGAUGCCGAACCAGAUCUACUCAGCAUGUCACCCGGAAGAGGCAAACAGGAGACGCCCCCAAGCGGUCAAAAGGCAACCAAUUCCCGCCAUAAAGCCAGCUUAGCCAAUGGGGUCAAGCACAUGAAGAGACUUAAGCAUCCGGCAGAUCAGAGCUUGAUCCUCCCUCUACUAGGGACACUCCUAUUCGUUGUACUAGCUUUAAUAACCUGCAUUCCAGUUUUAACCGUAACUCUCAUAGUCGUACCUGUAGCGUAUAUCACACGUAGACUUGUUUCGUGUCGGCGAUGUUCCUGCCUACGAUGUCCAAAUUUACUAUCUGCCAUAGAUAGGUUUUGGUUGAACGAAACGGAACUGAACCAAGCAGUGAACCAUAGCUUACUUCAUCUCGAUGGGAACAUUGAGGUGACAAGGGUACGGGAUUUGCUGCUGGCUAGGGUGGUAUCCGCCGAGAACAAACGUGGGACUAAACUCUACGCACGGUUCACCCAGCGCGUCGUCCCUGUCAUGUGCGGCUACCAGUGGAGCAACGAUGACGAGUUUAACAUUGAUAAUCACAUAGUUAAAGUUACCGAGUCUUUCAGAACUAAAAGUGACGUGGUGAGCUACAUCUCUAAACUAGCGUGCAUUGGUUUGAGGCAUGACAGACCCUUAUGGGAGAUGCAUGUUCUGCAGCUGGGAGUCGAACAGCCAGACACGCUGUUACUAUUCCGUAUCCAUGCGUGUAUGUCAGACGGGGUCAAUUUGAACGAAUUGUUACACAAAGCACUGGCCGAUAACCACACUAAGGUGCCACCCGGUACACCACGAAAGACUCGCUUUGGGAAACGUGCAAUGGCAUUCAAUGCAAUAAGAGCCCUCAUAGUCGGGCCCCUUGUACUUUUAAAGCAAGUCUUCUGCUGCAGCGAUGAUUUUAGUCUAUUCAGUGAGCGACGAAUGACAGGACAGAAAAGGGUUGCUUGGUCCGAUGCAAUACACCUCCCACCGGUCUAUCGUGUAAAAAUGGUGACCAGAUGCACUGUCAAUGACGUAGCAUUAUCAGCAGUGGUAGGUAGCCUGAGACUGUACCUCCAAGCAUCAGGCAUACACAACCCGAAACAGAUCCAUUCGAAUAUAGCUGUGGAUUUCAGAGGCUCGGACUCUCCUCGUGGAGUGAGCCCAAUGGGGAACCGCUUCACUCUCUCCAACCUGAAACUACCAACUCAGACAGAAGGGGCUAUCCCUAGGUUAUGGGACACCAAACGGUGCAUGGACGAACUCAAACUCUCAGCUGAGCACGUGGUAUUCUACGGUAUGACGAAAGCUGUCAUGACAACAUUCCCUGAGUCCAUCGCUAGCGGGAUACUCUCGUCCUUCUUCGGAGGGAGUAGCUGCACUUUAACCAAUUUAGCUCUCGGUGAUGAACUUUUAACUUUUGGCGGUAACCAUAUUAAGAUGUUGUUGUUCUGGAUGUCGCCUGUCGAUGAUAUUCCUAUUAGUAUAUCUAUUCUGACGUAUGCAGAUCAGAUGAGGAUAGCUAUUGUUGCCGAUUGUGGAAUUGUGCCGGAUCCACAGCCGAUUGCGGACGAGUUUAAAAAUCAGAUCGAGACUCUGGUCAGCCUCCUUGCUCACCGCCGGAUACCUGGAGAAUACAGACGCCGCGCAUUGGACGAGGAUGAAGACGAGGAUGAAGAAAUCGACUCUCUGGAAGAGGAAAUUCGUACGCCAUCAUCAGCCUCGGGCAGGAAAACACGUCCCUUAUCGGCAAGUUGUCUCCAGAGGGCCAGUUCUCGAUCUUCGUCCGUGAUGCGACCACUUUCCACAGUCGGCGAUAACGAAGUAAACGGGACGCUUGAGGGCUCCCUUACCUACGGUCACGAGACCACUGACGUAGGGGCGUUUAGGAGUUCAUGCGAGAGGCGAGCCGAGAGUGGGAGCAGCAUGGAGUGUGUCAGCUUCUCCCAGGAACCCAGCCAAUCCGACGGAGGGGAGGUUGCCUUCGAUAUCUCACCGUGCGUGGAGAGACGAAACUCAUCUGGCCAUCUUGUCUAACAUUACGUAGUGUCACCUAUUUAUAUAGACCUAUUAGCAGUAACUAAGAUGCAAUUCAAGAAAACCAGCAGUAUUUGUAGACUGCUUGUUGAGAUGUCACCCUAAACGAAAAUAGGUAGACCAACGUAUGGUGUUUCGGCUAAGUUUAUUUGUACAAAAGGCCAUGUCACACGAGCCUACAUCUACAACAAGCCAAUCCAUUAUUUCAGUGCGUUCAUUAUUUUCCUGUGCCGGUGACAGGGAAUUCUGUCCGCCGGAGAUUCGGCCCCCUCAUGGAAAACUAACGUACUGUGGGCUGUAGGAGGAUGAUUCAAAAGAGGGCGCUAUCAGAAGUAGUUUGUACUAUAGUUCCCAAUAUGGGGGACAGAUGGGGGCUGACCCGGUUGAGCCCCAUCAAAGCUAUUCAAACGUACCGGGGCAGACACCGGGGUCGACCCAGGGAAGCUAAACGAACGCACCCGUUAUUCAUAAGUGUGACGUCAGAUGUUCAGGCCAACCCGGGUACAACAUCCUACAGUGACCUUCAAGUUGCUUGUAAAAAUUGACCUGUGUGACACGUCCUGUAGACAUGUCAUGAACUUUUUAUUGGGUCGUUGUAAUGCAAAUAUUAUUUUAACAAACCGUUUGGUGAUUAUAAAUUUUAAAAGAACUUUCCAUAAGAGUAUUAUACUUUCGUUCUCUUGAAGAACUGUUGCAGGGUGAGAAAUGAUAAUUGAUGUAUCGGUGAAAUGCAACGGGUAGGUUGUAAUUAACCAUCCUUCGGCAAUCUUUCACAAGUUAUAUUUGCCAAACUAUAAAAUGGAUAUAGUACGUAUAUUAUAAUAAUAAUAUAAUAAUAUUCUAUGAUAUUUUUUAAUCGACUGUGUAAUAUUGUUGUGGUAACCUUUUCUACCUUAUUUUAAUUAUGACGAGUUUGUGUUAAAUUAGAGUUGCAAAAUAUGUAUUGACUUUCAAACCGUGCGGGGCGUGACUUUGUGAAAGAACCUCCACACAAAUAUUAAUUAUUUUGUUUUACCGUCCACACUGGCCCAAGUUCAUAAAGCCAUAUAGCAGAAAAUGCCUGUCCAGCAAACUUGGACCUUUUCGAAACCACGGCUUCUGCUCCAGAUUCGGCUAAGGCUAGCUUGGUGCUCGCAUUGUUUCGACAAUUAUUGCGCGUCCUUUGUGUACGUGCUCAGGGCUUCAGACAAAAGAACGGAGCCUGAAGCCAAAUCCAAAGCCGUAGCCGUGGAUUCGAACCCUGGUGCCAAGUGUCCUACUGACAGAAUGGUGUGACUAUUGUCAUAAAGGUUCAUCAGAUGUGGAGAACAAUGUGAGAGUAUAUUUUUAAUUGGGAGGGGGGGGGGGACUAAUUAGAUGUGUGGAUGAUUUUCCACACAUGCAUGCUUUGGUGUGUUAUUAGAAAACUUUCGUGCCCGAUGUAUUACGAGCAUCACUAUAGUUUAAUGUCAAUGUUUUAAUAGGUCAAGGUCCAACCCCAAGGUAGCCGUCCAGUUGUAUUAUAUAGUUAGAUCAGUCUGGCAUUCUGUUUUAUACUUUUGUUGUCAAAGAAAUCGCCUAGCAAAAUAAUAAGAAGGUGACAGCGGACCUCGCCGAUGUUUCAAGUUGAAGGCCUAUAGCUGGUAUCCUGACAGUCCCUUUUAUACCCGGCCCUCUGUGGGUGUCUGAGCGAAAUCGAAGGUGCCCAGAGGUGCACUCCUUUAUUUUGAGUUUUGGGCGCGGGCUAAAAGAUCAGACAACGUGUAGUUUGCUUGAAUGGGGAAGCCAUAAGUAAACGAAUGAUUUUCGGUCUAAUCAUGUUUUUAGACAAAAACAAUAAUUGCAUUGGUAGAUUUAUAAACAUGACGAUAUCGUCUCGUCACAAUCUCGUGAUUUGCUCAUACAUGGUUUAUUUCAGAAUUUGACUUGUAAUGCAUUGCAAUAUCUACUUUAUCACCUAAUGUUCUAAGGCUUGCUGUUUAUUUUGUUUUAUGCAAGGAGUCGGGGUGUAUUAAUUCAUCGUGAUCGUUCAAUGCAAAAUCUGUGUUAAGGCCACUGUUUUGAGUCAUCAGUCAGGGAUCAACUGACAUGUAGAUCUUGAUUGUGUCAUGGGAUUAUUUCAGUGUACCUUUCGUCAUAAAAUAUGACCAUGUUUUUGUCUGUUUUGCCUAUGGGUCUUAGAGGUAAACCCCAAACUACAAUAAUUAGCAUUUGAAAUUUCGUAAUACAUAUCACAAAAUACUGAUCAUUUUAGUUAGGUAUUGAUGCAUAUUAUAAAAGAAUACACCGCAGUAGUUGUGAACCACCCUUAUUUAGAACUCCGGCAAGAGUUGUGUAACGAGAAGCUACUUUAUAAUCCAUGGACUUUCAUCUUUGAGAGGGCAAGGCCAUUUUCGUUUUGCGCAUGACACUUUCAUUGUACAAUAUUUAAGUCUUGUAUAAUAAGCCUUUAAAGGGGCAACUAGGCUGCCGACCAGGCAUCCAUGUAUACAGUGUGUUUACAGAAACACACUAGUGGCUUACUCUACUUGAUAUCAAUAAGUCUGAUCGUAGAGCAAAGACGGUCUGAUGGACACAUUACUGUUACCGUCAUGUGCUAGAUUUUUUACAAAAAUUGUUUCGGCGAAGAAACAACUGAAUUUUGUUUUCCCUGAGUGGCUACCUUUGGCAGGCCAUGGUUUGAAUGAUCUUAAAGUUCAAAUCAUCCGUCAUCAGAAAAUUCAUGAUCCUAAUGAUUCAUGAAUUAGGCUAAUAUCACACGCUUUAGUCGUAAAUUAUUAAUUUGAGAUCUAGGCCUUUUUGUUGAAUGCAUGAUUUGUGUGUGAUAAUAAAACGUGAGUUCAUAGAUCCGUGUCGUUUUAUUGGUUGGAUCACGCUUACGUCAUCCAUCAUUUUGCCAUAUGUUAGACCCAUUAUUGGAGUUCAAUGUUGAGUCAUUAUUGAAUGACAACCGUAUACAUAGUGCAGGUUUCAUGUACUACUGCAACGCAACUCAUCACAUUGUCAUUUGGGUGGGUAUCGGAUGUCAAUUCGCAGCCCUUCCUGCUUGGCAUAAAGGACCAACUCGAAAAACAUUUUUAUGAGAUCGUUUUGAGAGCGCCUUUUUCACUUCAACGUUUCAAAGGCAGCCUACGGUUUUGAUUAUAUCGGCCUAUACAUGUACUUGUUUUUUUUUUACACUUUUGUCCCGCUGCUAAAACAGCUUUUUUUCGAGUUGGGCUGUUUUGUCAUGGAGGGCCUCCAUGCGUCUAAUAAAUCGUUAUGAAUAAAGUCAGGUAACUA